Molecule: messenger RNA, 2232 nt
Organism: Ramularia collo-cygni
Lineage: Eukaryota; Fungi; Ascomycota; Dothideomycetes; Mycosphaerellales; Mycosphaerellaceae
Product: related to para-aminobenzoic acid synthetase
Exons: 2
Coding region: 1-2232 (743 amino acids)
Biological process (GO): L-tryptophan biosynthetic process
Source: RefSeq, a predicted model, not a curated record
AUGCCACGCCACAGUAUCCUCUUCGUCGAUGCAUACGACUCAUUCUCCAAUUCAAUCAUCGCUCUGCUCGAAGCAGAGCUGCCUGUCAGCGUCGAGAGCAUCAAGAUAGAUGAUCCUCGCUUCGUCCUCAACGACGAUGCUUUUUUCAACUUUCUCGAUGGCUUUGACGCUGUCGUCGCCGGACCUGGACCCGGCCAUCCUGCCAACCCGGAAGACAUCGGAUUGAUCAACAAGCUGUGGACUCUGCCUGAUCAACACCUCCUACCCGUACUGGGAAUCUGCCUAGGCUUCCAGAGUCUAUGUCUCGCGUUCGGAGGCUCAGUCGAGAGGUUGAAGCAACCUCGUCAUGGCAUCAUGGCCAUUCUCACGCACUCCGGAAAAGACAUUUUCGUGGGAACCGGCAAGCUUGUCGCGACGCAAUACCAUUCACUUCACGUUCGCCUGCAGAGCGUGGUCGGUCCUGGUUGGGACUUCUGGCAGCCUUCGGAUCAGUGCGAGAGCCUCGUUCCUCUAGCAUGGGAUCUCAUGAAUGUUAGCAACGGGCCAACAUUGAUGGCUGUGAGACACGCUCAGAAGCCAUUCUGGGGAGUUCAAUAUCAUCCGGAAUCAAUCUGUACCAACAAGGAAGGCCAGAAGGCGAUUGGAAAGUGGUGGAAACACGCCAGUGCUUGGAAGUCGCAACCUUCACGUGGCAACCGCGCUUCGCUGCUGCACGUGGACGGGCUUCAGCAGAGCGAAAUUCGCAUGCUCAGCUCUUCAACUAACAAAGUGGAGGAGCCCAUUCGCCAAGUUCACUGGCUCGAGUUCAAGGCAUACACUUCUCCGGACGUCGCCUUCGUUGCAGAGGUUCUGCGCGACGACAGUUGCUCCGAGCCGCUCGUUCUGGAAUCUGGAACUCGCCAUGGAAAGGCUGUCAAUCCAGAGACUGGCCGCUUCAGUAUCAUUGGUCUGCCUGACGCUUCGUCCACGCACAUCAGAUACUCUACAGCGAGUGGAGUGUUGGAUGUUACUAGCAAGGGUAAAACUGUUCUUGAAAAGCACGUCACGGCCGAACAAGCGCUAUCCUACGCCGAUGAGUUUGUGCUGAACAACAAAGCUUCAGGCGGGUUGGAUACCCUGCCGUUCUGGGGAGGACUUGUUGGGUUCAUCUCCUACGAAGCUGGCCUGGAAACUAUCAAGGUAGCUCCAUCGGGAGCGACACCGGAGCACUCUGACAUCUCGUUCAUCUUUGCCGAACGAAGUGUCAUUAUUGACAACAAGGAAGCAAAGAUCUACGUGCAAUCUUUGCGUGAUCACGAUGAAGGUUGGCUACAUCUGAUUGCGGAACGGCUACAACAGAGUCUCGCCAACCACGAUGAAGCAGAGAAGACUUCGAUCGAUGGCAAGAUUUGUGCCCAAGUCGUAAGCGAGCCACAGAAGAACGAAUACUGCCGCAAAGUCCUCGAGUGUCAAGCACACUUGCGAGCAGGAGAAUCUUACGAGCUUUGCUUGACCGACCAGUCGCUGCUCAAGACAGCUGUAGACGGCUGGUCGAUGUACCGUCGACUGAGAAGCCGCAACCCAGCGCCUUUCAGUGCUUACCUCCGAUUGCAGUCUCGUCAAGGACCGGGUCUCACGGUCGUGGGUAGCAGCCCAGAGCGGUUUCUGUCCUGGUCGCGGGAUGGUAAAUGCCAGUUCCGGCCCAUCAAGGGCACCGUGAAGAAGAGCCCAGGAGUGACGAGAGCAAAAGCUGAGGAGGUCCUUGGAUCUGCCAAGGAGCGUGCAGAGAACUUGAUGAUUGUGGAUCUUAUCAGACAUGAUCUCAGCGGCGUGAAGGGAGUUGCAAACGUCAGUGUGCCGAAGCUGAUGUCGAUUGAAGAGUACGAGACUGUCUUCCAGCUCGUCUCUGUCAUCGAAGGAGAUCUUGAGCCGGCAGCUUCUGGCGUGGCUGUUCUCGCCGCUUCAUUGCCUCCAGGAUCAAUGACUGGAGCACCCAAGAAGCGCUCAUGUGAGCUGUUGAAGGACCUUGAGGGUGGCAAGCCCAGAGGUCUCUACAGCGGUGUGAUCGGCUUCCUUGAUGUCGGUGGUGGUGGAGACUUCUCGGUGGUGAUUCGGACAGCCUUCAAAUGGGACGAUGAAGGAGAUGUCUGGCGGGUUGGUGCUGGUGGUGCCAUAACGGCUUUGAGUGAUGCUGAGGCGGAGUGGGAGGAGAUGAUGACGAAGCGGGAGAGCGUGUUCAACUCACUUCUCUAG